AUCACAACGCAUUGCAAAAUUGCUCAAAAACUUCUCCCUCGAAUUAAAAAGACAGAAAAGCUUCGAUGAAUGUCUUUUCACGCUCAAUUCAUUCAUGCGCCGCGCUUUUCUCCCCCCAUCCCGCCGAUAUUUCUUUCAGCGAAUUCGAUCGAAUUUCGUCCACAGAAUAUCCGUCUUCGCCAUCGCCGUGCGACUGCAAAGUACCAACGGAUCACCUGAACACGAACAUAAAAAGAAGAGGCACAUAAAAUUCUACGCACCGACGAAGGUUCGCUUCAACGAAAAUGCAGACUUUAGUGACUUCCUGGGUGGAUCUGCUGAGACAGCUAAAGAGGACGAAGCGAUUCCAGGCUAUCCAUCAAAAUCAGAGACUACGUACAACGCACUAUUAGAUCCAAUUAGUACAAAGGAUCAUUUGCAGAAAGAGUCCGCGGCCGUUGAGGUGCCUAAGCCCUUUCAAAAUUACGAAGGUCUUCAAACCGAAAUGGACAUGAUUGAAGCCAAAGUUGGCUCUCCUAUUGUGACCUGGGAGUCAAAAGAGUUGAUUCCGAACCGCGAACAGGAUAUUUCUGAAAGUCAACUUUCUUGCAAGCUUGGUUUACGCUGUGAUGUCAAGGCUGAGAAAUCAGACAAAAAAGAGAAUAUCGAAACUGCUACCCAAGUUUCGUUAUCUGUCUCAGACUAUGUACCUGAUUCAUCACCAUCUAAACAGCCGCACCAGCCUCUUGAGAAGGAGAUUGAACACAUACAGCAUUAUGAACCACGAUCAAAAGUAUUGGAAGACGCAGAGCAAGCCCGCAUACGUUGCGACCAUACUUCGAGAAUCCGUCUGCUCUUUAGAGAAAACCGCGCUCAACUUUCAGAAUUGAGCAUGAUACCCCUUAAAGAAAUCUCUUCUGAGGAUGAAUUCGUUCCUUUGUCUCGAAUGCACAACGACUCUCAGUUUCAGCAAAUGUACCCAGACUGGCACUACAAUUAUGCGACUCUCUUUGCAAAGAAUAUUCACCCAAGCUCGUCAAUUGAGCCCGUUUUUGUCUUACAAAGCCGGAAAACAUUUUCUAGGGCAAUUCGAGCCAUUCGUUCCAGCGAGGCAGAAAUGAAGAACAAGAGCUGGGAUUUUGCCGGAAAACGAUUCGUGCAAUCACACCCGUACAAAAGCAAGGAAGAGUGGGCGGAUUUUAUGCUCCUCACCAUGAGGUAUACUCCACACUUAACGGCGGGGGCUUUGAAAGCCUCCUACCCCCACCUUAAGCCUCCAUUCUACAUGGUCGCCGACAUCAUCCAUUUCAUAACGAGGUUUGGCAUGGAAUGUGAGCUUGAUACGAAUGGUGUUCGAAGUAAUAAGAGAGAUCCGUCGAAGAUCACUGCACACGAGGUUGUAGAAUUGAUCUUGGAGAUCAUUCCACAGUGCACGCAUGAAAGCAGUUUCAUUCUCAACGCAACAAUUGUUCAGUUGCUAGGACAAAUUGACUUGCAAUUUGCGUAUGCACUCUUUAAUGGUCUAUGUGCAUUUCAAAGCCAUAUCUCGUGCUCAUCAUGGAUUGCAUUUGCUCGGCACUUUGGGAAGAAUGGCGACUACGAGACCGCAAUCUCAGCUUUGGAUAGCUGCCUGAAACACGGGGGUUCGGCAACGGACAUGAGGGUUAAAAGAGCAGCUAGCUACAUUCUUCGUCGAAGCAUCGUUAAUCCCGACGGUCACCACCACAGCGGAUACAUUAUAAACCGAUUCAUUGAGAUGGGUCUUCGAAUUGGCUUGAUCAUGCAAACCGCGCUGAUUGCGAACGCAUUUGAUUCUCGGGACAGAUCUACGGCGCUGGAUGUAUUCGCGCUUAUGAGGGACCAGGGCAUUGAGCCAGACGCAGUGACCUACGGUACCUUGCUUAAAGGCCUGAGUGAUUGCAAAGACCAUGAUCUUGUUGAUGAAGUUCUUAGCUUGAGUUGGGCUAAGGCUGAAGAGACGAGGGAUGAGCGGCUCGCGUCAUAUGUACUGUACUGGCAUUUUUUGCAGUAUAUGCGGCGUGCCUCGGACGUUUGGAAUAAAGAAGAAAAGACCAGGAUUCAUUGCGAGGCACUGAGGCAGCUCGUGAUGUUGUUCACCAGGAUCUUCGAUUGGAAGCCGUUGGAUGUUUUAGGCUUCCCAUAUCUGGAGUUCGCCGAAUAUCAGUCUCCUCACGCUUCGCUGAAAAUCAAGCCUACAGAUACGGCCAUGAACAUAAUGUUUUUGGCCCAUAGCCGGGCAUAUUUACCUUCUUUACAAUUUGAAGGUGCCAGCCUUGCAUCACACGUAUGCUCGGUUGCUCAGUUGUUUGAGCGCUGGUGGCUCAUUGCUACGAGGGGGGAUCUAUAUCCCGAAGUUGAUGAUUGGAUUAAAGACCUCUUCAUCAAUAUGAUCAAGAAUGGAUUCGCUUUGAACAAUUUCAUGCACGCUCUUGGUGCGGAUGCGAAAAGUCUCUAUUAUGCCAUCACGAUAUUACAACACAUGGAGAAAGGCUUCGUAGGGAUAUCGAAAGCCUCCACAACGGAGUAUCUUUCUGAAUCUAUCAAAGGUCCAUCUCUCUACACGUGGUCAAUUCUUCUAAACAUAUUUGCUCGACAUGCUCAGAUUGAUGCAAUGGAGAAGUGCUUGAAGAUUAUGCAAUCAAGAGGCUGCCGCCCUGAUAGAGCUGUAUGGAACACAGUUAUCAAGGCGUAUGCGGUUGCUCAACGGCCUAAUGACGUAAUCAAGGCUCUCCGUCGCAAAGAGGAAGCCGGGUAUGGCCAUGAUGACGAUGUAAUUCGGACGCUGGCGCGAUUCCGAGAUAAAGAGCUACUGAAAGCGCUUUUGCGGACUGAGUUGCGGUCUCGCGAGGCUUCGACCUACGAUGCGGGUGUGCUCAGUCGUGUGGCUGGCCUCCAGAGAGUUGACAAAAAAUGGACCCCUCACGUCAACGAAGUUUCCACCUAUGAGCCUGGCAUCGGCCCCAGGCAAGUGCAAUUUUUCGAUGCAAAUCGCACUCUAGGCUUACAAAAGGGGUGUGUGGUCCCCACGGAAGACGGAGAGGACGAAGAAGCUGCUGAUAUAUCUAAUUGUGAAAAUGAAUCACAGAGUUUACGAGUCUUGGAUGGAAAGGGAGUCUACUCCCUUAAAUCUGAAGUCGAAGAGGAUUGGUUUGAGAAUUAUGACGAAGAAGAAAAUCCGCAUCGGGAUAUUAGCGAUGGAAGUUCCUGAACUUCAUGCAGCGAUGAUGCAGCGGAAUACCUGUUAUAUUACUUUUCCAGCAUUUUGGAGGUAAGAACGUUUGUACAAUUAGCAUAGAUCGGACGAUACCCAGAAUAUAAUCCUCUCCAUGCCUUGAUAAGGUACUCG
This is a messenger RNA of Verruconis gallopava, 3346 nucleotides long. RefSeq lists its product as uncharacterized. Lineage: Eukaryota; Fungi; Ascomycota; Dothideomycetes; Venturiales; Sympoventuriaceae. Gene Ontology annotation, molecular function: protein binding. The transcript has a single exon. The record is from RefSeq and is a predicted model, not a curated record. Bases 95 to 3208 code for a protein of 1037 amino acids.